AUGAAGCUUUCAGUAAUGGUAAUUCUGAACAUAACAUGUUGCUGUCAGCGUUACCACCCGUUCUUUCUACUUUUACAGCUUUCCACUUCACAUCAUCUUUACAACUUUCACCUUCACCAUUCUCCGCCACAACCACCACCACUGCAUCCACAUCUACCACCAACAACACAUCAAACCACCAACUCCGAUCUAUAAUCUCACAAAUCUUUCACCUGUUUCAAAUUAACCAAUCUCAAAUCACAUGAUUUACAACUCACAUCCCUAAUUUUCCGGAAAAUGUGCUCCAAUUAAGUUACACGAUCUAUUACUCAAUCAAUCGAUCUGGAAUCUAUGAUAUGGCUGAGAGUGAAUCUUCUUCAAAAGGAGAAAACGACAGCAGGAGUAGUAGUAGUGACAGAUGUUGCGAUCAGAGCUACAGUCUCAGUGCUGACGUCAGCGAGUCUGAAAGCUCCACCAGUAUCUCCGGUCGCCGUUCUGUUUCCGUCACCGGUUGCGUGUUUCCGUUCACCUUCCCGCUGUUUGGCGGGAAGGAUGAUGACGUGAUGGUUUGGGAAAAGAAGCAGAAUAAAAAACAACCUGAUGCUGAUAUAUCUGAGAUUGACAUGAUGAAGGAACGAUUUGCUAAGCUUCUUCUUGGUGAAGACAUGUCUGGAGGAGGGAAAGGAGUUUGUUCAGCCCUAGCGAUCUCAAACGCGAUAACAAAUUUAUCCGCCUCUGUGUUUGGAGAACUGUGGAGGUUGGAGCCGUUGGCGCUGCAGAAGAAGGUAAUGUGGCAAAGGGAAAUGGAAUGGCUUUUAUCCGUAGGUGAUUCCAUCGUAGAUCUUGUGCCUUCCAUACAACAGUUUCCAGGUGGAGGCACUUAUGAAGUAAUGGUCCCGCAUCCACGGUCAGAUAUGCAGAUGAAUCUUCCUGCUUUGAAGAAGCUUGACGCUAUGUUAAUUAGUAUGCUAGAUGGAUUUUGCGAUAAGGAGUUCUGUUAUGUUGAUCGUGGGAUCGUUUUAGCUCAAGGUGAGAGUUGUGAUGCGUAUUCAUCAAAUGUUUCAUCUGGAAGACCUUCAGUUAGGCAGGAAGACAAGUGGUGGUUACCUUAUCCUAAGGUUCCUACAAAAGGGUUAUCAGAGGAUGAUAGAAAGAAGCUGCAGCAGUACAGAGACUGCACCAAUCAGAUACUCAAGGCAGCAUUAGCGAUAAAUAGCAACGUACUUGCUGAAAUGGAGAUUCCAAACGCUUACUUGGAAACAUUGCCCAAGAAUGGAAAAGAGUGUUUAGGUGAAAUCAUGUACCGUUACAUAACUGCAGAAAAGUUCUCCCCAGAAUGUCUUCUCGAUUGCCUAGAUUUGUCAUCAGAACACCGUACUCUGGAAGUAGUCAAUAGGAUUGAAGCAGCAGUCCAUGCAUGGAGGAUAAAAGAGCAUAAAAAGCAUCCAAAAAGUAAGCAUUCAUCGUUGAGUUCCAAGGUCAAAGGCUUAGUCUCUGAUGGUGAUAAGAACAGUUGCUUAUCACAAAGAGCAGAGACCUUGUUAUGUAGCUUGAGACUUCGUUUUCCUGGUCUUCCACAAACUUCAUUGGAUAUGAGCAAAAUUCAACAUAACAAGGAUGUUGGGCAGGCGAUUCUUGAAAGCUACUCAAGGGUGAUGGAGAGCUUGGCGUUUAACAUAAUGGCAAGAAUUGAUGAUGUCAUCUUUGUAGAUGAUGCUACCAAACGGUGUGUUGCUUCAGAAUCCGUGUCAAUUUUCAACAGAGGCGGCCUUCCCAUUCAAAAGCGGAUGGCCCCUAGUCCGUUUUCAAUCCAACAUUCACCCUUUUCAUCUCCAUUUGCCACUCCAACACGCUGUUUAUCUCCACCGGGCCUCAUAAAGAAUGACAGUCAUUUUAAGGCUGCUGACCUGGGUAUGCCGUGGACAUAUGCUGCCGGGAAAGUAUCCGCUAAUGCUCCAGAGCGUCAUUAAAUUAAUGACAUAUAAGACAAGUGUUUUUUUAGUGUCUGUGCAUGUUGGUUUACUUUGCACCACUAUUUGAUGUUCUCAUCAUAUGCUAUCUUGUUAGUAUUAAGAGUAGUAGAUUAACGGCGUACUUUUAUUAAGGGUAUGUUCUUGUAGGGUAAGUUAAUUGACAGUUCGAUACUACUAAGUAACCUUAAGAUGAAGUUUGUAUUCUGCAAUGGGGAGUUCUAUGUCUCCGUGGUACCGGCUGGGUCUGUAAUGGUAAAUGACUAGAUUUAGAAAGACAUUGCUGAAGGUUGAUUGGUGGAGAUUAGGAGGGCUGAUGAAGUUUUGUGUUUGGUGGAUAUUAGGGUUGCUUAUUGAGCAUGCCGGGCCAGUUUCAAGUCGGGCUCAGGUUCGAAGUUAAACUAGCCAGCUCGGUUCGUCUUGUAUUUUCUUUUCAAUUGUAUGUUGAUGUUGGUUGAUUAUGACUUCACAUGUCUUUAAACAAUUUGUAUUAGGUUCAAUAAUAUUUCAAUGGUGUUGGGUU
Helianthus annuus (common sunflower) is the source of this 2472-nucleotide messenger RNA. RefSeq names its product rop guanine nucleotide exchange factor 1. Gene Ontology annotation, molecular function: guanyl-nucleotide exchange factor activity. Lineage: Eukaryota; Viridiplantae; Streptophyta; Magnoliopsida; Asterales; Asteraceae. The record is from RefSeq and is a predicted model, not a curated record. The transcript has 5 exons. Bases 336 to 1949 code for a protein of 537 amino acids.